CAACUACUACGGCCAUUGAAUUUCCUGACAUUAUGAAUACAAGCAGUAAUUCAGAUGACGAAACCACCUUUGAAGAGGCCAAUCAUUGCGAUUGUAAUCAGCUCGGCAAUAAAGUUGACACCCGAAUUCUUGAACUUGAAAAUAAAUUGCGAAGGUCGGAAAUCGAUUUGAUAAUUGCUAACGAAAAGAUCUUUAUAUUCGACGAUAAAAUAAAGGACAAAAAUGACAUAAUAGAAGUUCUAAAAAUGUCCAACUUGGAAUACAAAGAAAAGAUUGAUACCCAAGCUAGAACAAUUAAAAAGCUUGAAGAGGAAUUGUCCCAAAUAAAACAAGAAAAAUUAGAACAUGGUCAGGAAAUUAAGAAACUUAAAAAACUUCUCAAUGAAUUCACUACUAAUAAAUCUACUUCUGCAAAGUUAAGAUCAAAAAUAUUUUUUUUAAAAGAAAAUGAAAAGAAGAAUAUGGAAGUUAUUGUUUCUCUCAAGGCCGAGAUAAAGGAAAAUAUGGAAAAGAUACAUUCUCUAACUGUUGACCUUAUACAAAAAAACGAAGAAGAAAAAAGGAAUAAGGAUCAAUUAGAUUCCCUUAGGGCUCAAAUAAUCAAUAAAGAUGAAAUAGAAGCCGAGAAUAAAAACCUUAUAUCAACACUUAAAACUCAAGUAAAGGAGAAAGAUGAUCACACAGCACUUUUGGAGUUGGGAUUGAACUUGGAAACUAUUAAAAAUAAGGAGAAGGAUGAUAUAUUAAAUGACCAGGCAGCUACAAUUUUGAAACUGAAAUCCUAUCAGGAAAAACCAGAAGAAAACUAACAACUUAUAGCGUGCCUUAAUGCAAGUUUUUUUUAA
This is a messenger RNA of Drosophila rhopaloa, 845 nucleotides long. Its product is annotated as synaptonemal complex protein ZIP1. The transcript is spliced from 3 exons. Lineage: Eukaryota; Metazoa; Arthropoda; Insecta; Diptera; Drosophilidae. The record is from RefSeq and is a predicted model, not a curated record.